Messenger RNA from Rhodamnia argentea, 1827 nucleotides. RefSeq names its product protein MARD1-like. The transcript has 3 exons. The coding region runs from base 610 to 1488 and encodes 292 amino acids. Lineage: Eukaryota; Viridiplantae; Streptophyta; Magnoliopsida; Myrtales; Myrtaceae. The record is from RefSeq and is a predicted model, not a curated record.
GGGGAGAGGGAGAGGGAACAGGAUAACAUUGAUGACGCAGAGAGCGAAGCAGACCCACCACCCAGGCCAGAGACGGGAAAAUAACGUUAAAGUGGGGAGGGGAUUUUUCCUGAAGUGGGAGUUGCUCUCAUUCACUCCCUAGUGACGUUGAUGAUUGAUGGAUCGAUCGAUCGAUGAUGGUGUCAUGAGCGCGCUUUGUUAAAUCUGCGGCUCCAUUUGAUGUAUUACUUCAGCCUGGGAGGAUCAGAGUGAUUGUUCUCCUGCUGGCUAGGGCGGUUCUUUGACCUGCUCUGUUUUCCGAUCCAGCAGCUUUUGUUGGCGUUGCAGUUAUUGCUCUCUCCUUUCCUUUCUUGCUCUGAGGAUCGAGGAAUCCAAGAAAGACUUUCACGCAAUACAGAGAGAGAGAGAGAGAGAGAGAGAGAGAGAGAGAGAUUCUGGUGGUCAUCCACGGAGGCAACAGAAAUUUGGGCACAUUUUUUUGCUAUUUGAAACGGCGAGGAUCAUCUGCAGCAGUGAUUUUUGAAAGGAGCUCAUCUUCAUCUUUGACGAUACCAAAUCACAAACCAAAAGACCUCUUUCUCCUGAUUUGUGAACGAAAUUGGGUACUAAAUGCUGAGGAACAGGCCAAGAGCAGUGACAGGGAAUAAGCAAGCAUUGGUGGCCGAUCAACGGUCUCAGUCCACCACCAACCCUCAGAACAAUCCCACCUCUAAUAACAAGUCAAUCUUCCCAUCUUUCUUAGCUUCGAGAUUCAUGCAUUUGACGAUCAAGACUGCACUCACCCAGCCCAAAUACGUAAUGGUUGCCGGUAGUCCUAGCAGCCCGACCAUAACCCAUCACAUCAAUCCUUUUUCUCACCUCAAAUUCCCAUUUUGGUACCAACACUAUCACCAACAUCCGAGAUUCCCAGAGAAAUUCCAUGGAGUCGACAAACACCCAUUUCGGGAACUCGACUCCACCACAAGGGCCGGCCUCGCUCUCGUGGACACACUGUCGAACAACAAAGCACGCCCCCAUCAAGAAUCUGUCGUCAGAGGAAGUGACAGACUGGUCUUGCCCGGAUCAAGAUCGAAACUUGAGGCUCCUCCUGUUCAAGAGCCCGCGGUUUCUCCAAGCGGGUCUCCGAAUUUCGCGUUUCUCGAUGAUCUAGCGUCGGCGAGACGAGGGUGUUUGUCUGUGAGCGAGAUGGAGCUCUCGGAGGACUACACGUGCGUGAUAUCUCACGGCCCUAACCCGACGGCCACUCAUAUUUUUGGUAGCUCUGUAGUGGAGAUGUAUUGCUUGUCCAGCGAGGUUAAGAAGCAGACACUGCUUGGUCCGGAUAGCUUCCUCAGCUCCUGCUACACUUGCAAGAAGGGCAUUGAACAGGACGCAGACAUUUACAUUUACAGGGGCGAGAAAGCUUUCUGUAGCAGUGACUGCCGGUACCAAGAGAUUCUGCAAGACGAAGCAGAGAUCGUUGCAGAAGCCGAUGGCGUCUCUCUCUGACUCGACCACUUCACACCUCCCAAAGUUUCAUGCAUCUCGAGAACUACUAUUUCAAAAUUCCAGAGGGUUUUAUUAUCCAUUUCACGGGACUAAACAUAUGCCAAAUUUGGGAGCACUUGAAAUAUAUAUAUAUUUUUUUGCCCUUUUACCCUUCUUCACAUCACUCCUCUCCUGCAGAUAAGACAUAAUGGAGAGAGAGAUUUUGUAGAGCUUCCUCCAUUGAUUAUGAUUUUUCUCAAUUUUUGGUUUGGGAAUCUGCAGAAGAAGCUAGCAAGAUCUCUACUUGUUUAAUAUUUUCUGCCCUUUCUUGAGCAAUAAUAAACCAAUGCUUGCUUCUGA